AUGUGUGAGAAAGUGACUAUUAUUGAGAAAGGCGAUGUGGGAUGUGUGGAUGCGGUUGUACACGGAUGUAGUUGCAUGCAUGUUGUUUUUGAAAGGAUAUGCGAAUCGAAGAGAAUUGAGGAGAUGCGAUUUGAAUGCCUGAGAGGAAUGCAUGAGAGGUCAGUCAAGAUUUUUGAGGCAGGAAGGAGGAUAGAGUUUGGAUAUGAGUUUUUGAUUGAAUAUGUUUUGAUGUGUGCAGGGAUUAUUGAGUAUGAGUGUAAGGUUGAUGUGCUUGAGGAAGUUGGUGGAGCAUGCUUGCUGAAAGGAGUUUUGCAUGCAAUAGACGAUGAGUACAGGCUAGGGCUAAGUGUGCAGCUGAAUGGAAAUGAUGUAAUGGUCGAGAUGGGAGGGAAGGUUAUAUAUGAGAUGAGAGAGUGGCAAUGA
Messenger RNA from Ordospora pajunii, 423 nucleotides. RefSeq lists its product as uncharacterized. The record is from RefSeq and is a predicted model, not a curated record. The transcript has a single exon. The coding region runs from base 1 to 423 and encodes 140 amino acids. Lineage: Eukaryota; Fungi; Microsporidia; Ordosporidae.